AUGAUCUUCUCGCCCCGCUCCCUGCUGCUCGCCCUCGUGGCUGCGCCGCUGGCCCUCGCGGCCCCUUCGCCCCUCGCCAAGCGCGCCGCGGUGCCGCCGACGAGCGACGCGCCCUUUUCCGUUUCGGCGGCGACGGCACAGAACGUCAUCAACUGCCCCAACGGCAUCCAGGGCAAGGCCGGAGGCAUCGUCUUCCUCGUCCACGGCACGGGCAGCACCGGUCCCGAGUCGUGGGGCAACGGGCCCUGGACGUCGCUGCUGCCCACCCUCGGACCGGGCUUUGACGUGUGCUACAUCACGCUGCCGGACCGCAGCCAGGGCGAUAUCCAGAUCUCUGCCGAGUACGUGGCGCGCGGCAUCCAGUACCUCGCUCCGCAGUCGUCGACGGGCAAGGUGGGCAUCGUGGCCCACAGCCAGGGCAACCUCAACGUCGAGUGGGCCCUCACCUUCUGGCCCGUCGCGGCGCGCAGCGUCACGGCCGAGUACAUUGCCCUCGCCGCCGACUUCAAGGGCACCCUCGACGGCAUCCUCUACUGCAGCAGCGCCAAGAUCACCCAGGGCGGGUGCCCCGCCGCCGAGUGGCAGCAGUCGACGGGCAGCCACUUUGUCAACACCCUCUCCAAGGCCACGGCGGGCAGCGCCGUCGUCCCCACCGCCUCCAUCUACACCCUCACCGACCAGGUCGUCACGCCCGAGACGGGCUCCGGCGCCACGUCGGUCAUCAACAACGCCAGCCUCUACCCGCUCCAGGCCAGCGACAUCUGCGGCGCCUUCCACUACGCCGACCACGCCAGCAUGCUCGUCGACUCGGCCGCCUUCGAGAUCGGAUACAAGUCCCUCGCCGUCGGCGCGCCCAUCUCGCGCGCCGCCAUCGACAAGCGCUCCUGCUACAGCUACCCCUACGGCUCCGGACUGAGCAACGACACCUUCUCGAGCGUCGCAGACGCCUUCCAGGCCGGCCUCAACACCAUCACCUCGUUCCCCACCGCCGACGUCGUCCCCGCCGAGCCCCCGCUCAUGAGCUACGCAAAGCCCUACGCCGCCUAG
Messenger RNA from Pseudozyma flocculosa PF-1, 1047 nucleotides. RefSeq lists its product as uncharacterized. The record is from RefSeq and is a predicted model, not a curated record. The transcript has a single exon. The coding region runs from base 1 to 1047 and encodes 348 amino acids. Lineage: Eukaryota; Fungi; Basidiomycota; Ustilaginomycetes; Ustilaginales; Ustilaginaceae.